This is a messenger RNA of Penicillium atrosanguineum, 894 nucleotides long. RefSeq names its product putative mitochondrial outer membrane protein (Sam35). Gene Ontology annotation, cellular component: SAM complex. Bases 1 to 894 code for a protein of 297 amino acids. NCBI's taxonomy places the organism in Eukaryota, Fungi, Ascomycota, Eurotiomycetes, Eurotiales, Aspergillaceae. Gene Ontology annotation, biological process: mitochondrion organization. The transcript has 3 exons. The record is from RefSeq and is a predicted model, not a curated record.
AUGCCGCCCAAAGGCAGUGAGGGUCCUCAGCCGGAAAGCACCAGCUCCGCUGGUCCCAAUGCUGUACACGAUUUCUUUACAGUUCCAGCUCCCAUCAAACGUCUCUUUGACCGCUUUCCGUUGACCACGUAUCCCCCCAACGACCUCCCGCAGCGGUCUCCCUCCCGGCGACAAGACAACCAGUUAUAUGUCUUUAGUGACGCGAAGAGCGCGCGCCACGGCCGCCCUUCAUUCAACCCACAAUGUCUCAAGUGGCAGGCCUACCUGAAAUUCGUCGGAAUCGACUUUGAGGUUACCCCCUCCAACAACCAUGCAUCGCCCACCGGCGCCUUGCCUUUUCUCCUUCCCGCUCUCCCCGCAGGCGCACCCGGUCCCAUCCCCUCGCAUAAGCUCCAGAAGUGGGCCAUUGAACAAGUCCACUGCGAAGAGGAGCAACAAUUAAACCUCCGCUUCGAAGUCUACGCUUCGCUGCUGGAUCACCGGUUACGCAAUGCUUGGUUGUACAUGUUGUAUCUCGACAGCGAAAACUUUGAGGCCGUCGCACGCCGACUCUACGUGAUUCCAGCCACAACAAAUACUAUCGUUCGCUUAGCCCUGGGCAUCCAACUUCAACAAGCAGCUCGCGACGAGCUUCUUAAGACAUCAAAAUACAUCGAUGCCGCUGAUCUGGAAGGAGACGCGAAGAGCGCCUUCGAGGCUCUGUCCGCCUUGCUCGGAGAGGACGAGCACUUCUUCGGCAGAUCCAAGCCCGGUCUCUUCGACGCCAGCGUCUUCGCCUACACACAUCUUAUUUUGGACGAGAGCAUGGGGUGGAAGCAGAACAGACUGACACAACUACUCCGAGAAAACCCCAAUCUUGUACAACACCGGGACAGACUCCUGCAGUUUUUCUAA